GGGCGCGCGAGGAAACAAACAAACAAACAAAACAACACGAAAAGGCCGAUGUCACAGAUUUCUUCCGCUUUCUCCUUUUUUCAUUCGUGUUUCUUCCACUCAUCCCCGGUGAUUUCCACACUGUACCACAACCUCCGCCCAGCACGAGAAGCAUCGUAUAUCUCUUGCUUUCGCACUGCUGGAUAACAACGGCUAAGUCUUUUCUUAACUGACUGCCCUUUUUCUUUUCUUCCUUUACUUACUGCUGCGUUCAGCUCUGCUUCCUCGUCUUGAAAACUCAAACAUCGGCGUGUUUAUAAACCUCCAAAACGACCCUCAGCGAAGUAAAUCAAAGCUUUCUUUUUUUCUUCUUCUCUUCUUCAUUCUCCCUCGUCACCAUGUCCGGCGCCCAUCAGUAUUACACCGCCACCGGACGUGCCCUGCCGCUGCCACCGAAGCGUACCCCGUCCCGGCACAGCGACAUCCUGCGACUGCCCACCCACCGUGCGGAGGAGCAGCGCAGCAUCACCGUCCGCGCCGACUCCCCCGGCCGGACCGAGACGCCGCGGGGAGGGGAGUUCCACGACAUCCCGGCGAGUCAACGGAGGGCCUCGCAGCUGGUCGUCUACCACGGCCCGACCAGCAACCCGCCCAACGCCCCCCUGGCCUCCCCCUCGCAGAGCGCAAGCGCGGCUUCCUCUAAGAGCAAAGGAAACAAAAGCGCGUCACUAAACGUGAACGCGGCCAGCGAGAGGGGCUACGGCCGCCCCAGCACUUCAAAGCGGGAGUGGGGGCGUAUAUUGCCCGGCUCCCGCAGCCGCAGCGACAGCAGCUCGCCGUGUUUGAACUGCAUGAAGUCGGCGGAAGGGGGAGACGACGACGAAGAGUGGUGGCGUGGGGGCCGCAGUGACGCAGCGCCGUCGGAGCAGCUGCGGUCGAACCCGAUCUCCAGCACACACCACAGUCGCGCACGAGAGGAGCACGACAGGCGGCUGAGUCACGACCAUCCGAGUUCGCAGAGCCGCAACAACUCUGUGAAGCGCUCCGUGCGCAGCUGCUCGUCAGGGAUGGGUGGCAGCAGUCAGCCUCGAGAGCGGAGCGCCCCUUUUGCACCGCACGAAGACGAUCCUGCGCAGCGCAGUUGGCACUUUCCACCACAGCCGUCAGCGCUGCUGCCGCAUGUCAAUGAAAGUCAAGCAGCCGCCUCCUCGCAGCGGGACAACGUCAGCUGCCACCGCCAGGGCCCACCGUCUCGCAGCUACUCGGAGAAAGAGGUCAGCCCCCCCCGCUCCGUUGGCUCUCGAAAAGGCAAUGCGGAGCCGCAGCACCGGCAGACGUGCAAUGGCAGCAGCCGGUGCAGCAGCGGCAACGCACGUCGCGCCACCGUGGACCGUCACGACCACCUCUACAGUCAGCAAAAGAUCGAAGAGCGUCGCGCCUCGCAGUCGGCGGCGGUGGAGUCGCGGGAUACGCCGUUUCGAUCCCACGCCGGCAGCCAGGCAGUGGCCCUUGCCCCAGCCGCUGCAGAGGCGAAGCGUAGCACCCGCGCAUUACGAAGUGACGCGGACCCGCUGGAGAUGAACACGCCCAUCGCCGAUCGCGUGCGGCAGCGCUCCGUUGCGUCGGCGAACCACUACACGAGUGCUACACCACACGCAGCCGGCACGCUGGAAGGGACGGAGUUGCUGCCGUCGCUGCCGCGACUGCAGGGGUGCACGACGGACAACGGCGAGGACGGCGCGCGGACGUAUUGCACCGUCGUGCGCUUCAUCGAGUACCAACCAGAGACGGAGCGUCAAACGCUGGAGGCGAUGCUGCACGACUUCAACGACCAGGAGGGCAAGUUGUGUGCGCUGCUGACGGAGGUCUACGGCGAAGAUUUUUAUGUUGUCAAGUCGGCGUGCCCUCGCGGACCGUCUCAAGGCGUCGAGUGUGCCUGA
This is a messenger RNA of Leptomonas pyrrhocoris, 1919 nucleotides long. RefSeq lists its product as hypothetical. The record is from RefSeq and is a predicted model, not a curated record. Bases 378 to 1919 code for a protein of 513 amino acids. NCBI's taxonomy places the organism in Eukaryota, Euglenozoa, Kinetoplastea, Trypanosomatida, Trypanosomatidae. The transcript has a single exon.